Paramuricea clavata is the source of this 4469-nucleotide messenger RNA. The record is from the annotation of a GenBank genome assembly. NCBI's taxonomy places the organism in Eukaryota, Metazoa, Cnidaria, Anthozoa, Malacalcyonacea, Plexauridae.
AUGUUUAAUGUUAAGAUUGCUUAUAAAAUAACGGAGCGACGUGCUGGCGACGUAGCCACGUGCUAUGCAGACCCUACGUUAGCGGAGAAGGAACUUGGAUGGAAAACAGAAAGAAGCUUAGAUGAAAUGUGUAAGUCUUUGUGAGAACGUAUAUUUUCUGUUGCCAGUUUGCAUUGCCUGAUAGCGGGAAAGCGUUAGCCUAGAUUGAUUAUCUAUAUAGUACAUGCAGUCUGUACCAGCAUACUGUAGGUAGUAAUAACACCAGCGGGAUGUAACUACUUGAAAAAUACAAGCGUUGAAAAAUACAAAUAUUACGCGUUGCAUCGAGGCUGAAAAAGAUGUUACCUAAAAGAAGGCGGAAAUAUGGUGAUCAUGAAAAUAUCUAAGAAUUCUCGGAACUUAAAGAUUUCAACAAUCAAGGCAGAAUGCGAACGAAAUAAACAUCAGAACGAACACGCCCAGAGGGAAGUUUGGACUUUGCGUACAAAAUGAAGACAUCAAGUUGGACGUAGAAGAUAAUGCAUGCAAAAAAGAUAAAAAAAUAAGAUAAAAACAAACGAAGACAUUAGCACGGUGGAAGCCAAGCAUAUUCUGUUUCACAAAGUCAAAGCUGAGCGGUGAAAAGUAUGUGUAUUCUUUUGAACAUGCAGUAGAGUUGCGCAUUCUUAAAAGGUAAGUAUUAUCGCUUAGAUUCUUGUUUAUCAAAGGAAGAGGCUAGUGGAGAACUAGAUGCACGAUUUGCACAUGUAGAAUAACAAGUAGUUCUAGACAGUAUUAAAAUGCUGUUGUUAGGGUUUGUAAUCCAAGUUAGUAUAUAUACAUGUACAUUUUAAGACCUGACCAGGAACGACUGCGAAAAAUGCAGCACAAGGUCCUCUGGUAGGAAUUGAACCUACGGCCCUGCGAUUCCGGUGCAGCGCUCUAACCAACUGAGCUACAGAGGCCAGCUGUUGAGCUCAAUGAGCUGUAACCGUAAGUUCAUGCACAGUACAUGAACUUACGGUUGCACCGGAAUCGCAGGGCCGUAGGUUCAAUUCCUACCAGAGGACCUUGUGCUGUAUUUUUCGCAGUCGUUCCUGGUCAGGUCUUAAAAUGUAUAUAUACUCACUUGGAUUGCAAACCCUAACAACAGCAUUCUAAUAUUAAUACCACCAAGUGAAGUGCAAGAAACCAGAUCAUUGAAGUUCUAGACAGUCUCGGUCAAAUGACAAUGAGAGUUGGUAGCCGCACAUUGCUACAGGGGACAUUUCAUGUUCUAGAUUAAGAGGCAAUUUUUUUCAAUGUCUCGUAUUUGCAAUGAAAAGUGUUCAAAACCUAAAAUCUUUUUGGCGUUCCUCUCAAAAUUACUUUGUUUUAGCUUUAUUCUCUAGUUUAUAGAGUUAGCUACCUUUUUAAAUGCAUCUGCCGGUUGAGAAACAUAAAAUAAUAGUUAAAAAGGUAUCAAUUAAAAUACAAUUAUCAAUGCUGCUUUAAAAUUGACGCCACAUUUACAGCCAUAUAAGCAAAACUUACUGAACUUCAGACAUCAUUUUCUCUUUGGCGUAUCAUCUAAAAUCUCUUCAUUUUAGCAAUAUUUUACAGAUAAAGCACUAAACAUACUUUUUAAGUUUGUUUGCCGAUUGAGAAACGUAUCGAAGAAUAGAAAUUUUGAAUUUAGUCAUAACCUCAAGUGAUAUAUUAUACACAUUAGUUUUGAGUGCGUGUUACGUAGCUUUAACUUAAGUAGAGCGGUACAUAUAGUAGUAUUGGGAAAGCAUUAAGAACAGCUAACCAAGGUCGCGUGAAUGUCAACUCUCAUGCACUCUCAUCCUCGCUUGACAUGUAAUCUAAUAAGACGGUAGUACAGGCAAGCUGGUAAUUUCUGAUCGUGCAAUAACCACUACGUGGCAUUAGAUGCCUGAACAAAAAUAUAUUACACUGCAUGUGUAAUGGGCAGUACGGAUCAUGUAAAUUAUUAGAAAUCCUUGUUUGUGUUUUUUCAACAGGCGAAGAUUCAUGGAGAUGGCAGGUCCAGAAUCCUAACGGUUUCCAGGAAACGCAACAAAACCACGUGACAACAUAGAUUUCAAAAUAUUUCCUGCAAUAAAGGGGCAGUAUCACACUAUUUUGGCAAUAUUUUUAUACUUGCAACCAAGUCUUUGGCAAAGAGCCAAAACCUGGCUUUUCAGGUGAUCCUUGCUGAUUCUCGACUUGCAAUCAAUCCCUUGAGAACAGGCAAUUCCAGCUUUUAGUUUAUGCCUGCAGGGGAUGAUGGGAAGUAAUGUAUCAUAUUGCUGAUUAUGCUGAAAAUUUCCAAUAAAAACUACCGAAACCACAGAAAUAUUUCAAUAUUUACAAGUAUAAGCUAUCACUCCGUGUUUACACGGCCACCAUUUUUAUUUUUUCAGCAUAAUCAACAAUGUGAUACAGGGGCGGCGGAACAGGGGGGGCUAGGGGGGCUAAAGCCCCCCCCCCCAGAAGUAAAAAUGGGGGGGGCUUAGCCCCCCAGAAAAUUUGAAUUUUUUGGAAAAAUUUUGAUAAUUAGGGAAAAAUUUAGGUUAUUUUUUGAAAAUUUAGGUAUAAGGGGACAAAUUUGCAAUAUUUUGUUUAAAAAAAGUGUAUUUCCGAAAAAAAAUUUUGAUAUAAGUCCGAAAAAUUUUUUUUCGUCCCUUUUUUGUAUAUUGUACCCCUAAAGUGGUACACUGACCGAAAUUUUUUUGGCGACGGGGGGGGGAGGUCGCCGAAAAAAUUUAGCCCCCCCAGAACGAAAUCUGUUCCGCCGCCGCUGAUGUGAUACCUUACUUCCCAUCGUCCCCUGCACGCAUAAACUAAAAGCUGGAAUUGCCUAUUACAAAACAAUGGAAUGGCGGCCAUGUUGGUGCCAAAUUCAAAAGAGGUUAAUGAUAUUCUUUUGUUGAAAGGGCACGAACAUGGCCAUCGCCCUCAUCAUUGCAAGUCAAGAAUAACGACUUCACUAUAAAAUAACACAGCCUCAAGUUCGUAUCAAGAUUGAAAUUAUGCCAUACAUUGGCACAUAACUACAGUCGAACCCCUAUAAGCGGACACCUCUCUUAAGCGGACACCUCUUUUAAGCGGACACAUAUCUCAGGUCCCAUUUGGUUUCUUUAAUAAAAGACUAUUAUCAUAACCCCUAUUAAGCGGACACCCCUCUUUAAGCCUGCCGCACACGAGAGCUAUCUGCUGAGCAAAAAGUUACUCGUGCCUGUUAGCUCAGCUGAUAGCUCACCGAUCAAACAUGUUUGAUACGUGAGAAAAGGUUGCAUGAGGCAAAAAACUCAGUAAAAUGUACCCGCACACGGUGAGCUAUCGGCUGAGCUAACAGGCACGAGUAACUUUUUGCUGAGCAGAUAGCUCUCGUGUGCGGCAGGCUUUAACGGACGCGGACACCUUUCUGGAGGUCCCAAUGGGCAAAUCAACCUCUCUUAAGCGGACAGAUGACAGAUUGUCUGAUAAAAUGUGUUCAAUAUUCGACAGUAAAUAACAAUUGAGAUCAAUUUACAUGGCACAUUGACACACCAACUUGGCGCGAAGACAUCAGAGCCAAGAUUAUUGAGGAAGUGACGAAUGAGGACGGAGGACAGUGAGCCGCCAGCCAUGAUGAUACUCAAAUUACACACCUAAUUACACACCUUUGCCUCCUGCUGUGUUUUUCUACAUACCCCUUUUAAGCGGACACCCCUUUUAGGCGGACACUUAGGCGAGGUCCCGAAGGUGUCCGCUUAAUAGGGGUUCGACUGUAUUACAUUACGCCAUACAUUGGCACAUAACACCUUAUUUUCAUAAAAAUGUGAAUAAUAAUUAAUUUAUUGUAGACAUCAUAAUAUAUUGGGCUAUUCUGUUUAAUACAUGUAAUCUUAGAAACUUGGAAUUCUUCACGAUAUUGGCUAAACGGCAGUUGAUAAAAGGAGAAUAGUGCGAAUAGUCGCCAAUAAUCUACGAAUAUUUCGAAAAAGUUUUUUUUUUAAUUUCCUAUUGUCUUUUAUUAAAUUAAUUAAAGGGAAAUAGCAAUAUAAUUUUUUAUUUUCUCAUUUGAAAGAACUUUUGAAACUACAUAUCAACUUCUUUUCAUAUCUUGCUUAGUUCUUGAAAUAUUUUCACUUGAAGUAAUGAGAUGUCCGCCAUCUUGGAUAAAUGUUUCAUCUCAUUAACGGUAGUUUUGGUGACGUCACAACAGAGAUUAACCAUAUAAAAGUAUUCGUUGCUGACCAAAUAUUGAUUCGUAGAUGUUUUAAAGGUUUUGAGUGAUCGAAGGGCAGACUGAGUAUAUACAGGGUGUAUAAAAAAAACUGAACAGAUUUGAAAUUGCUCUCAAUUUCGCAAAACACCUAUUUGUAUCCGUUUUUUAUAUAUAUAGCUUCUUUGGGUACUUAUAAUGUAAAAUAAUGAAAAAAAUUUCUCGAACUCAAAUUUUGUGAACCAGGGGGGUGUGUCUUUUCCAACAAAUUAAAAAUGGCUCGCGCACACAAUUU